Molecule: messenger RNA, 2617 nt
Organism: Populus euphratica (Euphrates poplar)
Lineage: Eukaryota; Viridiplantae; Streptophyta; Magnoliopsida; Malpighiales; Salicaceae
Product: eukaryotic translation initiation factor 5B-like
Exons: 6
Coding region: 997-2079 (360 amino acids)
Source: RefSeq, a predicted model, not a curated record
AAUGUUCUCUCAACUGGAACACUAACUCACUCUCUCACUACGUUUCUGGAGCAGAGACAAUGCAUUGAGAAUGCCAUUCUUUCAUUUGUAAGUUUCUGUCUUGGUAUGCUUGAAGACAUGUUUCUGGAGAUGGGUUUGCUGUAAAUUCUGUUCUUGUUUCUAAGCGAAAAGAAAUGAUUAGAAACUUCAGUUCAUUGAAAUUACUUAAUUGCUAUUCUCAGGUCUUUGUGCUCUAAAAGGUUCCUUCUAGUUCCAUCUUGAACAUAAAGAAACGGCCUUUAAGUCCUCCUCCUUUUCUUUUAAUCUUGUGGGUUUUGUCUAUUCUUUGAAAUGAUGAAUGGGCUUCUUCGUUUUUGUUACGAUGUAACCACAAAUGAUAUAUGCUUUUGCUAGCAUUGAUAGCGUGAUGCUUUGCUGUAACUAGAGGAACUUGACUCUCUUAUUGUUUUUAGUGGCAUUGUCUGUCAUGUUUGAUUUGUAGUUUGAGAAUGAAGCUGUCAAUUUCAGAUAUAACCAUAGGUUUUGGUUUCAUGAGGUUCCAUUAGCACGAGUCAAGUUUUUUAACAUGAAAGAAAGAAGAGAGUGUGCAAUAAAUGGACCGGAACUUGGAAUUCCCUGUAAAUUUUCCCCCAUUAGUUGAUCUUGAUUAAAUUUGGCGAUUUUAGUUAAUUACUCUGACUUCUGUGGCACUUGAGAAACAAUUUAACUACCAAGGAAAAGUGUUUGUAGAGCUGAUCAUGACACAUGGUCAUCCAUUGGAACGCUAUUUAGCUGCGCUGCUAUUGAAAUUUAUGUAUCUGCGGAACUUAAAAUGCCACCCAUAAUACAUAUAAAAUUAGGUUCACGUUUUGUGAUUUCAGAGGCAACGGGCGAUUAUUUGGUUGUAUUUGUCUUUCAAAUCUCCCAUUAAGUUUUGUGUAUAUCAUUCAUCAAGUUCUCAUAUACAGGGAGAUGUCAUUUUAUUGGUAACUGUUUGCAUUUGAAGGAUUCAAUUGAAUGAUUUAUCCAGUUUGUUGUUUUCUCUUGCAAAAUUCUUUGAAGGGCUUCAUCAGAUUGACGUUAUGGAGCUUGUCUGUUCCACAUCUACCAUGCACCCGUGUCUCAAACAAUCUUUUGUGGCCAACUCUGGGUUAUGUGUUGGAACACACACAUUUUCAACCAAAUGUACAGCAGUCAAACCAUCAUAACUCUAUUGUGAUGAACACAUGUCCCGCAUAUGCAUCUAUUAGUACCUUCCCAAGAGUUUAUGAUUCUGCAGCCUUGCAAAUCAGUGUUAGUGUCAGGGAGACAACAGGUUCCAGCAAGCAUUUCCAUUCAAAAAUUAGCUUAGAUUCAGCUGAGAAGCAGACUCUCAUCGAGGAGGUUCAACUGGAUGGGUACUGUGAUACUGCAGAAAGUUUCAAUGAACUUCCCAAAAAGGGAAAAGGAAAGAAAAAACAUGGGAACAAAGGGAGAAUUCCCUGGAACAAAGGCAGAAAACAUACUGCAGAGACCCGUGCACUCAUCAAGCAAAGAACAAUUGAAGCCUUGACAAACCCCCAGGUUAGGAAGAAAAUGUCAGGACAUCCUCGUGCUCAUAGCGAAGUGAUCCGGACAAAGAUAAGCUCUUCACUCAGACAAAUUUGGGGUAAACGUUUGAAAUGGAAAAGGAUGAGAGAGAAAUUCUUUCUUUCAUGGUCUAAAAGCAUAGCAAGAGCAGCUAAGGAAGGAGGCAUUGACCAGCAAGAGCUAGACUGGGAUGGCUAUGAUAAAAUAAAAGAAGAAAUAACUCUCAAGCAGCUUCAAGUUGCCAUUGAAAAGGAAGAGGCAGAGGAGAGAGCAAAGAGAACAGUUGAGAGAGAAGCAAAGGAAAGGGAAGAAAUGGUGAGGGUUGCUCAAAAAAGAGAGAAGCGGGAAGAGAAAGUGAAGGCAAGAGAAGAAGCAAAGAGAAAGGCACACAGAGAAUCAAAGAAAAAAACAGAAGAGUCAUCUGUUGCCCAAAAGCUGACACUUAAGCGGAGAUUAACAAAGAUUCGAAAAAGAAAAUCCAUUAAUGAUCAGAUGAUUCGCCAAGGGGCAUCAUUGACUUCCCAUAGCUGAGCUUGGGAGAAAAUCGAUGUAGAGAUUAAAAAGAGGGAAAAAAUUCAAAGAGAAGCUUCACUUGCUGAACAGAUCCGAGAUGCCAAAAACAAAAGAACUGAAUCCAUUACUAGGGAAGCUUUGGCAGCACCAUCUACGCAGCAUUUAUUUGCUGGGAGAUGAAUGCAGUAAGAGUUGCAUUAUGUGCAGUAACAGAGAAACUCAACUCGCGCUUCUCUAAUUAUGACUUCCAUCUACUUGCUGUUUUUGCUUAUGCUUGAGCAAUUGUCAGCUGCGCAGCAGCUCUCUGUGAAGGGGUGAAAUCUGGGCCUUUAUAGUAAAGGAUAUGCACUAGAGUUGACUCUAGAUCUCAGAUUUCUAGCACUAAUAGUUGUUUCUCGUCCAUGUCCCUUGGCAAAAAUUUGAGCUAUAUUUAUCGUUUUUUUUUCCCCGUCACCUUUUCACAGAAAUAGGAAGUUAGCAACCCCAAUUUUUUAUUCUGAAUCUAUGUUUUUGCUAAUUUUGGCAUUAAGUGGAUUCCAAAUCAUCCUUUUACACA